Molecule: messenger RNA, 1942 nt
Organism: Mandrillus leucophaeus (drill)
Lineage: Eukaryota; Metazoa; Chordata; Mammalia; Primates; Cercopithecidae
Gene: UAP1
Product: UDP-N-acetylglucosamine pyrophosphorylase 1
Exons: 9
Coding region: 58-1467 (469 amino acids)
Biological process (GO): UDP-N-acetylglucosamine biosynthetic process
Molecular function (GO): UDP-N-acetylglucosamine diphosphorylase activity
Source: RefSeq, a predicted model, not a curated record
GUUUAUAGGUACGUACAUUACACCCCUAUUUCUACAAAGCUUGGCUAUUAGACCAUUAUGAACGUUAAUGACCUCAAACUCACAUUGUCCAAAGCUGGGCAAGAGCACCUACUACAUUUCUGGAAUGAGCUUGAAGAAGCCCAACAGGUAGAACUUUACGCAGAGCUCCAGGCCAUGAAUUUUGAGGAGCUGAACUUAUUUUUCCAAAAGGCCAUUGAAGGAUUUAACCAGUCUUCUCACCAAAAGAAUGUGGAUGCACGAAUGGAGCCUGUGCCUCGAGAGGUAUUGGGCAGUGCUACAAGGGAUCAAGAUCAGCUCCAGGCCUGGGAAAGUGAAGGACUUUUCCAGAUUUCUCAGAAUAAAGUAGCAGUUCUUCUUCUAGCUGGUGGGCAGGGGACAAGACUCGGCGUUGCAUAUCCUAAGGGGAUGUAUGAUGUUGGUUUGCCAUCCUGUAAGACACUUUUUCAGAUUCAAGCAGAGCGUAUCCUGAAGCUACAACAGGUUGCUGAAAAAUAUUAUGGCAACAAAUGCAUUAUUCCAUGGCUAUUUUGUUUUCCAGAUGGGAAUGGUGGUCUUUAUCGGGCACUUGCAGCCCAGAAUAUUGUGGAGGAUAUGGAGCAAAGGGGCAUUUGGAGCAUUCAUGUCUAUUGUGUUGACAACAUAUUAGUAAAAGUGGCAGACCCACGGUUCAUUGGAUUUUGCAUUCAGAAAGGAGCAGACUGUGGAGCAAAGGUGGUGGAAAAAACGAACCCUACAGAACCAGUUGGAGUGGUUUGCCGAGUGGAUGGAGUUUACCAGGUGGUAGAAUAUAGUGAGAUUUCCCUGGCAACAGCUCAAAAACGAAGCUCAGAUGGACGACUGCUGUUCAAUGCGGGGAACAUUGCCAACCAUUUCUUCACUGUACCAUUUCUGAGAGAUGUUGUCAAUGUUUAUGAACCUCAGUUGCAGCACCAUGUGGCUCAGAAGAAGAUACCUUAUGUGGAUACCCAAGGACAUUUAGUUAAGCCAGACAAACCCAAUGGAAUAAAGAUGGAAAAAUUUGUCUUUGACAUCUUCCAGUUUGCAAAGAAGUUUGUGGUGUAUGAAGUAUUACGGGAAGAUGAGUUUUCCCCACUAAAGAAUGCUGACAGUCAGAAUGGGAAAGACAACCCUACUACUGCAAGGCAUGCUUUGAUGUCCCUUCAUCAUUGCUGGGUCCUUAAUGCAGGGGGCCACUUCAUAGAUGAAAAUGGCUCUCGCCUUCCAGCAAUUCCCCGCAGUGCUACAAAUGGGAAGUCAGAGACCAUCACAGCUGAUGUCAAUCACAACUUGAAGGAUGCCAAUGAUGUACCAAUCCAGUGUGAAAUCUCUCCUCUUAUCUCCUAUGCUGGAGAAGGAUUAGAAAGUUAUGUGGCAGAUAAAGAAUUCCAUGCACCUCUAAUCAUCGAUGAGAAUGGAGUUCAUGAGCUGGUGAAAAAUGGUAUUUGAACCAGAUACCAAGUUUUGUUUGCCACAAUAGGAAUAGCUUUUAUUUUUGAUAGACCAACUGUGAACCUACAAGACCUCUUGGACAACCGAAGUUUAAAUAUCCACAGGGUUUUAUUUUGCUCGUUGAACUCUUACAGCUAUUGCACACUUCCCAGGAUCCAGAUGACUCAACUGCAGAUAGCAUUUUUAUGAUUCCCAACUCAUUGAAGGUCUUAUUUAUAUAAUUUUUUUCCAAGCCAAGGAGACUAUUGGCCAUCCAGGAAAUUUUGUACAGCUGAAAUAUAGGCAGGAUGUUCAACAUCAGUUUACUUGGAGCUGGAAGCAUUUGUUUUUGAAGUUGUACAUAGUAAUAAUAUGUCAUUGUACAUGUUGAAAGAUUUCUAUGGUACUAAAAGUUUGUUUUAUUUUAUCAAACAUCAAGCUUUUUUAAGAAAAUAAUUGGGCGGUAAAAUAAAUGUGUCUUCUUGUCCCUGGA